AUGGAACUCAGGGUACACGGUAUAGAAACGAUGCAGUCGGAUUUGGUUAGCAUAUGGCGGCAACAUAUCCAGAAUGCUCCACCCGAGCUCGAGCAUCCGAUCGUUCCAUACCUGGUCAGAUUUCUAAGGGAUAGUAAGAUCGUUGAAUAUGUCGUGGGAAUCGACUCCCACCCGCAGCUAAUCAGUAGGAGCGGUAACAUUUUCGGAUUCUUGAUCCUGACGUCUACCUACACCGAUCUCGAUACAGACAUGAUUUGGAAGACAGUGACCCAAAGCCAAGAUUCUCGAACGGUGUCUGAAGUUCUAGGAAUGCUCACAAAGACUUUCCCGGUGCACCCGUCCAAUUCGCCAGUCCUACUCAAUGUCUGCUCAAAACUACUUGAACUUCCACUGAACCGUUUCGACGGACGAAUGGUUGAGUUUUGUGACCAUUUAUUCCACCAGAUUCGGGAGAAACAUGAUCAACGGAACAGUCUCGACAUUAUGGAUACUUUGCACGUCGACGCCAUCCCUCUGCGCCUUUGCGUACGCCUGAUUCGUGAAAGUACUGCUGUUGAGGAUGUUCCUGUGGAACACAAGGCUAUCCUGCAGCAGUUCGCGAGCUCGCAGUUAAGCAAGUUUAGUGUCGCCGGACUUGACGAGACAGAUAAAAUGGAGAUGUAUGAGCGCUGCAUCCAAGACAUUGCUGAAAUGAACCAAUUUGCUGUGGGCAGUGUACAGGCUUUGAAUGCUCUGCUCACCGGCCAGGAUCCUCAUGAAAUGCGGAAGCUAGCCACUGAGUUCGAUCUGACCCGCCUUGCGGUAGACGAAAUCGCUCAUGCCGUGGAUACGAACCAAACGGACUUUACAGACUCCUUUUCUCGAAAUGGUUUCAUGUCGCGUGUUCAUAUGCUUUCUCGCAUCAUCGACAAAGCCGCAGACAGCAUUUCGACAGAUCUUGGUGACAUGUUAUGGAAGAAAGUGUUCAUGUCGACGGCACUCGUUCAACAGGGAAGACGGGUGUUGUGGGAUAUGCUCUGUGGACUGACCAACCAUGCUUUCAAGAGAAACCCGUUCAUAGAGCGUUGUAUCCACGAAUUUGUCCCAGAACUGUCCCCGGGCGAGUAUACGCCGGAGGUGCUUGCAUUCGCGAAGCAGACCAUAGUCUAUGAGAUCCGCUUUAACCCGCCAGCGAUUGCCAACGAAAAUGAAGUGGUUACUAUUCCGGGCAUGGACCGGAUCUGGAAUUUCAUCCUCACUGCUCCUCCAGGAUCGAUCGAGACUAAUGCAACGAACUUUGCGAUUGAGGUGUAUCUCGACCACAACGUGAUCAAAAUGGCGCCGCGGUCUGCUGUUGAAGCUACACACGUUGGCCUAGUUGACCGUUGUGUGGAACAGCUGAAAUCAGCUGCUGCGAAGCUCAAAUCAUUCCACGGCCAUACGCCUGAUGGACAGGCCGAAGCGAUGGUAACACCAGCAGCUGAGGAUGAGGUCCGUUCUGCAGAACUGAGUUUUAGCCGCUCAUUGCUUUUCCUCCGUCAACUGUUGCAAGGGCUGAGGAACCGUCCUCAAUACAGCCCACCGCAAAGGCCACCGCCAGAGUUACCCGCGGCGCCCGUGAAAGGCGAGCCGAUUGAAUUCCGAUAUCAGUAUUUCGACGGUGGUGCUCAAUCGACAGUCAAUACGUUGCGCAUUGGAGACCUUUCUACUGUUUCCGAACUUACCGACAAGAUUACACAGCUUACGGGUUUCACUAAGUUCAGAACCAUCUACGGCGGACAGACAGUUGAUCUAUCUGAAAAGCCCAACCUUACGCUCCGAGAUAUGAAGCUUCGUUCAGGGAUGCUACUCAUUCGCAAGGAUGCGGACAGUCCUGUGGUACCAUCGUUUGAUAGGAGCCAAUCCAUGACACCUGUGGAUUCUGAAGUGCUCAAGCAUUUUGAUGACCUUUAUGAUCUCCUAAACCUUGAUGACAAUCUGGCCCGAGAGAUAUAUGAUUUCCUUGUGGUCUUCCCACCACAGGAGCGUGUUUUAACGCUCGUAAAGUCCCCUGAUAUAGCAGAGAAGGAUAUCCUCCCCAUGGAAAAGCCGUACAUUUUCCUUUACUCGAUGAAGGCCCUUUCAACUUUGCUUAAGGAAGCAGAAUCUAAGUCCUCGUUGGAUCCGCAAUUUACCUCUCACAGUAUCCGUGUAUUGGUUGGCGCUUCCAUACGCCCUGAAAUGUCUGAGUCACUCGCAGACAGUCCCACGAAGCUUUUGCUCGCAGCCAGCCUUGUCGAGUGUUUCCUUUUGGCCCUUCUUGCGAGAUCAUCUCCUGCGGAUAAUUCAUCCGUGAUUUCCGACCCGACACCUUUGAUUAAGCAACUUCUCCAAUUCAUAGAUGUUGGGCGUCACGUACCGUCCACCAGUAUCAGCGAAGCUGGUGUACAGAAAUUAAUUUGUAAUUCAUUUGCUGUUCUGAUUGAAGGUUCCAUGCGUGAUCAUGACUUCUGGAACGCGGUUAAGCAGCAAAUCCGAUUUGAUCGGCUUCUCUUCUCGCUAUUGUUGGAUGAGAGUCGCCAACCCGUUCGGAAAGAAAUAUCUGAGAACAUUGCUUUGGUCUGCACUCCCAUGAAACUGCUUCAAAAAACCGAAGAGCCUGAAGACCAGCAGUCAACAUCUCCUGAGAACUCUGCCAAAGUCGACAUCAUUGGAACGAUCUGGGAGGCUUUCACGCAAAUUUUGCCGGAAACUCUCAAUCAUGCACAUAAAUCCCAGGAGUUCUUUCAAGUCGCCCUUCUGGUCUUUCACUCGGUUGCUGAGAAACCUUCGCGCGAGCUCAAGUAUGAUGAAUACCUCAAGCAAUGGAGCACCGUCAUGUUGAGCCAUCAGACUGAAGAGUUUGUCGGGCGGGAGCCCGUAGAUUACCUCCUCUUAGGGUUCACUCGGCUUCUGUGGUCAUGUCUGGAUCGCGCGCACUCUGGAAACAUCCCGGUCGACACUUUUGAUCUCACCGAGAAACUGUUUGACAGAUACCUUUUCCCGGAUUUGUCAACGUCUUCCGAUGAGACAGCUAUCGUUCCUCGAGUCCCGGUCAUGCACAAUCAAACGCGUAUAGAGCUCUACAAGAUACUGACGCUGCUUAUCAGAGAUGAUCAGAAUUACUUGAAGGUGGUGGAUCUUUUGGAGGACAUCAUCCCACGAGACAACACGUACUCCCCAGCUUGGUGUUUUGACCGUCAGAAAAUGAUUCGAUCCGCAGAGGGUUAUGCAGGACUCAAGAACCUCUCCAACACAUGUUACCUGAACUCCCUGCUAACGCAACUGUUCAUGAACGUGGGGUUCCGUGACUUUAUGCUGCAGCUCCAGGUAACUGAACCCGAGUCCUCGCAGAAACUCCUGGACGAGACAAAAAAACUUUUCGGGCAUAUGCAAGAAACAUGGUUCAAGAGUGUUGAUCCCCAGGACUUGGUCGACAGCAUCCGGACCUAUGAUAAUGAGCCGAUCGACGUUACUAUCCAGAUGGACGUUGAUGAGUUCUAUAAUCUGCUAUUCGACAGAUGGGAAGCGCAAAUCGCCGACGCAGAAGAAAAGAAGAAGUUCCGGACGUUCUACGGCGGACAAUUGGUCCAGCAGAUCAAAUCCAAGGAGUGUACGCAUAUCUCCGAGCGGCUGGAGCCUUUCUCUGCCAUUCAGUGUGAUAUCAAGGGCAAGGCGAGUCUUGAAGAAAGUCUGCAGGCCUAUGUUGAGGGAGAGAUCAUGCAAGGAGACAAUAAAUACUCGUGCACAUCAUGUGGACGCCAUGUUGAUGCUGUCAAGAGGGCUUGUUUGAAAGAUGUCCCGGACAAUCUUAUCUUCCAUCUGAAAAGGUUUGAUUUUGAUAUGAUCACAAUGACCCGUAACAAAAUCAACGAUGAAUUCCAGUUCCCUGAGCAUAUUGACAUGAGUCCAUUCAAUGUUGAAUAUCUCUCUGAGCAAAACACCGAAGUUCAGCAGGAUCUCUUCGAACUUGUCGGUGUGCUAGUACACAGCGGUACAGCUGAGUCUGGCCACUAUUAUUCGUACAUCCGCCAAAGACCCACAGCUGUAUCACCAGGGCCAUGGGUUGAAUUUAACGAUUCGGAUGUUAGCAGAUUCGACCAAUCGAAGAUUCCAGAUCAGUGCUUUGGAGGCCCCACUGGAUCGUUUCAGACCAACGCCAAUAAUGUUCGGUACAACAAGGUCUGGAACGCUUACAUGCUAUUCUACCAACGCGUUUCUAGUGCAAAUGCUGCCAGAGUCGCCUACAAGCCGGCCAACAAUGAUAUCCCAGUCAGCGUUCCAGUGCCGUUGGAUCUGAAAAAUCAUAUCGCAAUGGACAAUGAACUCUUCAUCCGGACAUACUGCUUGCUGGAUCCAUACCACGCCCUUUUUGUCCAAUACAUUCUUGGUCGGCUUCACGACUUGACGGAUUCGGAAACAGUCACAAACUCUCAGUUGGUCAGAUCCACGGUGUUUAUUGCCUUGGAUACGAUAGAGCAGUUAAUAUCGAGGUCCAAGGAUACCGUGGGUCUGGAUGCAAUUGUGUCUGAAGUUUUCAAAAUGAUCACGGAACUUCCGAUGGGUGCAUACCAAGUCCUUGAAUGGGUUGUGAAACACCCGGCCAGCAUUCGCAAUUUGGUUCUGAAGAGCCCUCAUGCUGCUGUUCGCAGCAGCUCACUCAGGCUCAUCGCAGCCGCUCUUGCCAAACUUCGGGAGUUGCGAGACGGUACAGAGUCUCUUGCCGAGAAGGAAAGGUGGCAAGAACGGUACAUAGAUUCUUUUGAAAAUGUUGUCAAUAUGGUGGAGUCCCAGUGGUCCAUUCUCCACACAGCUAGCCGCUCGUGGGAUGACUAUUUUGAAUUCUUGGUUUUGCUCGCCAGCUUCGGAACUUACGAGGUUGGAGUCCUACUCGACGGCGGAUUUUUGCUCAAAUGUUUGGAAAUAGUUUGGCUCGACCGGGAAGACCCCAAGAGGUUAAAGCGGCAGUACAUGGGUUAUUCCAAACUCCUCGAGAAAGGCCGUCGGUUCUCGCACAAGAAACUCGCUGACCUUUUGUUCAACUUGCUAACGCAUAUCGAUCUUGCUGCCCCUCCGACAGUCGACGAUGAGCGACAGCCUCUGCGAGAUGGUAGAUACCCCCUGAAUGUGAUGGAAAAUAACUUUAUUCGCCCACUUGGAAGGAACAGGGAGCUGGUGGUGAUUAAGAAAAUCCUCCAGCAGCAGAACAACAAUCCUCAGACAACUAUGGACAUAUUUGGUGUGUUCUUGGACGCAGAGCCCGAAGCUUGUCUUAUGGAACCAAUCUGCCAGGUUUUGGAAGACGGUCUCAGAGUUGAGCCUGCGGAGUUCUGCGCACCAUUUUUGGAGGCUACCUUGCACCUCUGCCGUCGAAGUCCCGACGAGGAGCACAUUAUCUACAUGAUAGAUUAUGUUGCUAAGGGCGUUGAGUCGAUAAAUGGCAGUGGAGGGGCCGCUCACAUUAGUUUCUUCACGAACAUGCUGGAUCUCCGAAAUGACCGACUUGGUCUCAACCAGGCUUGGUUCUUGUCACAAUUGAUCGAUAAGAUUCCGGACUGGGCUCCGACAUUGCUCGUUUACCCCGAGAGAGCGGUUAGAAAUAUGACUCUGGAAGUCCUGCGCCAGAUACUGUUUACUGGAGAAAGCGAGGAGAUGGGUGAAGACUGGCAGUCACGUCACACUGAGGUUGCCAGAGAACUUGUGCAAGUGUCUGUUGACAGGCUGAGGAAGACUUAUCUGUCAACCCCGGGACAGGCGGUUGAAGCGAAUGUCAUUGAGGCGAUGAAGGCUGUUAUCGGCCACUGUUUGGUCACGUACUUUGGUGAUAGUGAGGAGGAUCAGGAGUUGAUUCACCAGGCGCAGACGGUUACUACAGCCAUCGAAGAACUCACCGCGGAUCUCCCCGAGGAGCUGGUUUCCGAGCCCAAUGAGUGGGAGAAUGACUUAGUGAUGCCCAGCGACUCUGAGGAGAUUGGUUCUCCAUAA
This is a messenger RNA of Aspergillus chevalieri, 5982 nucleotides long. RefSeq names its product putative ubiquitin C-terminal hydrolase. Gene Ontology annotation, molecular function: cysteine-type deubiquitinase activity; cysteine-type endopeptidase activity. The coding region runs from base 1 to 5982 and encodes 1993 amino acids. The record is from RefSeq and is a predicted model, not a curated record. The transcript has 9 exons. Gene Ontology annotation, biological process: protein deubiquitination. Gene Ontology annotation, cellular component: cytosol; nucleus. Lineage: Eukaryota; Fungi; Ascomycota; Eurotiomycetes; Eurotiales; Aspergillaceae.